This is a messenger RNA of Pan troglodytes (chimpanzee), 2811 nucleotides long. RefSeq names its product 5-hydroxytryptamine receptor 2B (gene HTR2B). The record is from RefSeq and is a predicted model, not a curated record. Gene Ontology annotation, cellular component: plasma membrane; dendrite. Gene Ontology annotation, molecular function: neurotransmitter receptor activity; G protein-coupled serotonin receptor activity. Bases 1082 to 2527 code for a protein of 481 amino acids. The transcript is spliced from 5 exons. Gene Ontology annotation, biological process: serotonin receptor signaling pathway; chemical synaptic transmission; phospholipase C-activating serotonin receptor signaling pathway. Lineage: Eukaryota; Metazoa; Chordata; Mammalia; Primates; Hominidae.
GUUCUGGCAAUAACCUGGCAAAAAUUGUCUAGAUCAACUUUUACACAGGAAUCCAGUAAAAAACUUAACCAGGGGAGGGCUUAAAGAAGAAGGUGCUGUAUUGUGGUAAGACAGCACUGUGGCAUCUUAAACUGUCUGCCUACCACACCCCUACUCCUAGACUAGCUGUGACAGUAGAGAUGGCAGCCUGUCACACUCCUGGUAUAGGCUGCUAAUGUCAGAGGAAGCAACACAGACUUCAUAUACAUAUGAGAUGGGAUCAAGAACCUAAGUAGAAGUCAAUUGUGGAAAGGAAUGAAAACAUGAUCCCAAAGAAGGAUAGGAUGGAUGAAAAGAAAGACAUUUUGAGAAGACAGUGAAGGAAGCUUGUUUUUGAUUUGUCAAAGUCUUUCAUUAAAAUAACAGGCAGUCAGAAGAGAAUGAAGGAGUCUAACGAGAACAGAUUAAGUUUGAAAUAGCUAUUCUUAUAGUUUCAGCUCUUUCACUGAUCUUGUCAAAGAGAAUGAACAUGAGAGGAAUGAAUAAAAAGAAAGCUGAGAAAUAUUUGAACUCCACUGUAGGUCCUGUUGAACUAUACAACGUAUUUGUUUCACUGCUUUCAACCGCCUGUGCUGGAGGCUCAGAAUAAGUCAAUGGGAGGAGGAUUUCAGUCACAGCAGCAAGCAAGUCUAGUGAACAGAUAAGAUGACAUGCUCGGCAAAAUAACAACGAAACCAGAGGGGGAACUCUCUGGCAUGCAAGUUCAAACACGACUCUACAACUACGGCAGAAAAAGAGAGAGAAACUAAAAAAAUAUAUAUAUCCUAUUUUUUUCACAGCUAUCAGUUUCUUUCACUGAGCUUUCCUAAAUUUAAGCCUCUAGAAAAUAAUAAAUACUUGGAUAUCUUACCUACAAACAUGGACAGAUGUGUGUAUGCGCUCAUUUUAGAGAACUUGAAUUUUUUUUUUUAAAGGAAGGUGUCAACUUUGGCUUUUGAGUGUUUGGCAUGGGUACAAUGCCUUAAAAAAACAGAUGAGCAGCUUAGCUACUAACCAUGCUGACCACUGUUCGGAACGGGAUUGAAUCACAGAAAAACAGCAAAUGGCUCUCUCUUACAGAGUGUCUGAACUUCAAAGCACAAUUCCUGAGCACAUUUUGCAGAGCACCUUUGUUCACGUUAUCUCUUCUAACUGGUCUGGAUUACAGACAGAAUCAAUACCAGAGGAAAUGAAACAGAUUGUUGAGGAACAGGGAAAUAAACUGCACUGGGCAGCUCUUCUGAUACUCAUGGUGAUAAUACCCACAAUUGGUGGAAAUACCCUUGUUAUUCUGGCUGUUUCGCUGGAGAAAAAGCUGCAGUAUGCUACUAAUUACUUUCUAAUGUCCUUGGCGGUGGCUGAUUUGCUGGUUGGAUUGUUUGUGAUGCCAAUUGCCCUCUUGACAAUAAUGUUUGAGGCUAUGUGGCCCCUCCCACUUGUUCUAUGUCCUGCCUGGUUAUUUCUUGACGUUCUCUUUUCAACUGCAUCCAUCAUGCAUCUCUGUGCCAUUUCAGUGGAUCGUUACAUAGCCAUCAAAAAGCCAAUCCAGGCCAAUCAAUAUAACUCACGGGCUACAGCAUUCAUCAAGAUUACAGUGGUGUGGUUAAUUUCAAUAGGCAUUGCCAUUCCAGUCCCUAUUAAAGGGAUAGAGACUGAUGUGGACAACCCAAACAAUAUCACUUGUGUGCUGACAAAGGAACGUUUUGGCAAUUUCAUGCUCUUUGGCUCACUGGCUGCCUUCUUCACACCUCUUGCAAUUAUGAUUGUCACCUACUUUCUCACUAUCCACGCUUUACAGAAGAAAGCUUACUUAGUCAAAAACAAGCCACCUCAACGCCUAACAUGGUUGACUGUGUCUACAGUUUUCCAAAGGGAUGAAACACCUUGCUCGUCACCGGAAAAGGUGGCAAUGCUGGAUGGUUCUCGAAAGGACAAGGUUCUGCCCAACUCAGGUGAUGAAACACUUAUGCGAAGAACAUCCACAAUUGGGAAAAAGUCAGUGCAGACCAUUUCCAAUGAACAGAGAGCCUCAAAGGUCCUAGGGAUUGUGUUUUUCCUCUUUUUGCUUAUGUGGUGUCCCUUCUUUAUUACAAAUAUAACUUUAGUUUUAUGUGAUUCCUGUAACCAAACUACUCUCCAAAUGCUCCUGGAGAUAUUUGUGUGGAUAGGCUAUGUUUCCUCAGGAGUGAAUCCUUUGGUCUACACCCUCUUCAAUAAGACAUUUCGGGAUGCAUUUGGCCGAUAUAUCACCUGCAAUUACCGGGCCACAAAGUCAGUAAAAACUCUCAGAAAACGCUCCAGUAAGAUCUACUUCCGGAAUCCAAUGGCAGAGAACUCUAAGUUUUUCAAGAAACAUGGAAUUCGAAAUGGGAUUAAUCCUGCCAUGUACCAGAGUCCAAUGAGGCUCCGAAGUUCAACCAUUCAGUCUUCAUCAAUCAUUCUACUAGAUACACUUCUCCUCACUGAAAAUGAAGGUGACAAAACUGAAGAGCAAGUUAGUUAUGUAUAGCAGAACUGGCAGUUGUCAUCAAACAUAAUGAUGAGUAAGAUGAUGAAUGAGAUGUAAAUGUGCCAAGAAUAUAUUAUAUAAAGAAUUUUAUGUCAUAUAUCAAAUCAUCUCUUUAACCUAAGAAGUAAGUAUUAAGAAUAUCUAAUUUUCCUAAUUUGGACAAGAUUAUUCCAUGAGGAAAAUAAUUUUAUAUAGCUACAAAUGAAAACAAUCCAGCACUCUGGUUAAAUUUUAAGGUAUUCGAAUGAAAUAAAGUCAAAUCAAUAAAUUUCAGGCUUUAAAAA